Molecule: messenger RNA, 5637 nt
Organism: Ogataea parapolymorpha DL-1
Lineage: Eukaryota; Fungi; Ascomycota; Pichiomycetes; Pichiales; Pichiaceae
Product: Fatty acid synthase subunit alpha
Exons: 1
Coding region: 1-5637 (1878 amino acids)
Biological process (GO): long-chain fatty acid biosynthetic process
Cellular component (GO): fatty acid synthase complex
Molecular function (GO): fatty acid synthase activity; 3-oxoacyl-[acyl-carrier-protein] reductase (NADPH) activity; magnesium ion binding
Source: RefSeq, a predicted model, not a curated record
AUGAAGCCGGAGAUUGAACAAGAAUUAUCUCAUGUUUUGUUGACUGAGCUUCUGGCUUACCAAUUUGCCUCUCCUGUGAGAUGGAUUGAAACUCAAGACGUUUUUCUGAGAGAUUUCAAUACCGAACGCGUUGUCGAAAUAGGGCCUUCCCCCACUUUAGCGGGUAUGGCUUCGCGUACGAUAAAGGCGAAGUACGAAUCCUACGAUGCAGCACUUUCCUUGCAAAGACAAGUUCUUUGCUACUCGAAAGACCAAAAAGAAAUUUAUUACACUCCAGAUCCUGCUGAUAUUGUGACCGCUGCUGAGGAGUCUCUUCCACCGUCAAAGCCAUCCGACGUAACCGCUGUUCCGGUCAGCCUUCCUUUGCCUGUUGUCAAUCAGCAAGGUACUCCAGAGCAAGCGCAGGUGGCAGUCAACAUUCCUGAUGAGCCUGUUAAAGCCUCGUUGGUUCUGCAGGCAUUAGUUGCCCAUAAAUUGAAGAAACCCCUCAACGAUAUUUCAAUGGGGAAAGCAAUCAAGGAUCUUGUCGGCGGAAAAUCCACUGUCCAGAAUGAAAUUCUCGGUGAUCUAGGUAAGGAGUUUGGAGCUACUCCCGAAAAGCCAGAAGAUUCCCCACUGCAAGAGCUUGCUGAGCAGUUCCAAGAGACAUUUCAGGGCUCAUUGGGGAAACAAUCUUCCUCCCUUAUUGCAAGAUUGAUGAGCUCUAAAAUGCCCGGUGGUUUUUCUGUAGGUGUGGCCAGAAAGUAUCUUCAAUCUAGAUGGGGACUUGGCCCCGGAAGACAGGAUUCGGUUCUAUUGUAUGCUCUUACAAACGAACCGAGCCAAAGGUUAGCUUCAGAAGCUGAUGCCAAAUUAUUUUUGGAUUCUGCCUCCAACUCUUAUGCGUCUCAAAAUGGUAUUACCUUAUCUCAAGCUUCGUCUCAAAGCUCUGGUGGCUCUGGCGCCUCUGCGGUAGUUGAUUCUGCCGCUCUUGAUGCUGCAAUGAAGGAGAACAAAAAUCUUGCUCGUCAACAGUUAGAAACUCUGGCAAGAUACUUGAAUUACGAUUUGAUGAAAGGUGAAAAACUUCUCCUCAAGGAGAAAGAAGCGACUGCUGUUCUUCAGGCCGAACUUGAUUUGUGGGCCGAGGAGCAUGGUGAAUUUUAUGCUUCGGGGAUUAAACCUGUUUUUUCAUCCUUGAAAGCUAGAUCCUAUGACUCGUACUGGAAUUGGGCCAGGCAGGACGCGCUAUCCAUGUAUUUCGAUAUCAUUUUUGGAAAGUUGACUUCUGUGGACAGGGAGACGGUGACUCAAUGCAUUCAAAUCAUGAAUAGAGCUAAUCCAACUCUGAUAAAAUUCAUGCAGUACCACAUUGAUCAUACCCCAACUCAUAAAGGUGAGACAUAUGAGCUCGCUAAGAAACUUGGACAACAACUAAUUGACAAUUGUCGUGAAGUUCUUAACAAAAGUCCAGUUUACAAAGAUAUCUCCUACCCUACAGGACCAAAGACGACUGUGGACGAAAAGGGACAUAUAAUUUAUACAGAAGAAGUGAGACCAGCUGUUAGAAAGCUAGAACAAUAUGUUCAUGAAAUGGCAUUGGGUGGUGAAUUAACGAAAGAGCCCCAGCCGUCCAUUAAAGAUGACCUUUCAAGAAUAUAUAAAGCUAUUUCCAAGCAGGCAUCGGCUGAAAGCAAGAUCGAAUUUCAGAAACUCUAUGCUAAACUGCUAGAUUUUGUUGAUCAGUCAUCCGAAAUUGAGGUUUCCAAAUCCGCUAAGGCCGUUCUUGGUGAUGAAAGUGUCCCUGAAUCCGAUAGUGACACUGAUGAGAUUGCUUCGCUUAAGGAUUAUGCAGAAAUUCACAAGCCUGUUUCAAGUACUAUUCCGCCAGAAACGAUUCCGUUUUUGCACAUACAAAAGAAAGACAGAUUGGGCUUUUGGAGAUAUGAUAAGCAUGCUUCCUCAUCAUAUCUAGAUGGUCUCGAAAAGGGUGCAGUUAACGGCAUAACGUUUAAAGGAAAGUAUGCUCUAGUGACGGGGGCUGGUGCAGGCUCAAUUGGAGCUGAAAUUCUUCAAGGGUUGUUGUCAGGUGGUGCAAAAGUGAUUGUCACUACGUCAAGAUUUUCCAAAACUGUCACGGAAUACUAUCAACGAAUGUAUUCGAGAUAUGGUGCUGCGGAUUCUACGCUAGUGGUUGUACCUUUUAAUCAGGGAUCAAAGCAAGAUAUAAAAUCACUUGUUGAUUAUAUCUAUGAAGACGGGAAAAAGGGUGGACUUCAAUGGGACUUGGAUUAUGUGAUCCCAUUUGCUGCGAUUCCAGAAAUGGGAAUCGAGAUCGAUGCCAUUGACUCCAGAUCUGAAUUAGCUCAUCGGAUCAUGCUAACUAAUUUGCUGAGAUUACUAGGGGAGAUUUCGUCAAAGAAAAAGGAUAGAAAUAUUCAGACUCGUCCAGCUCAGGUAAUUCUCCCUCUAUCUCCCAAUCAUGGCACUUUUGGCUCCGAUGGUUUAUACUCGGAGUCCAAGCUUGGACUUGAAACUCUCUUCAACAGAUGGCACUCAGAGUCGUGGUCAUCCUAUUUAACCAUUUGCGGAACAGUGAUCGGUUGGACUAGAGGAACGGGCUUAAUGUCAGGAAACAAUAUCAUUGCAGAGGGAAUUGAAAAGUUGGGCGUUCGCACUUUCUCUCAAAAAGAAAUGGCAUUCAACAUUCUGGGUCUAAUGACUCCGGAAGUCAUGAAGCUUUGUGAGGAAGCUCCGAUUAUGGCGGACCUCAAUGGUGGACUGCAAUUUGUGGAAAAUCUCAGAGAAUAUACCAACAAAUUAAGAUCGGAUAUCAACAGAACCUCCGAUGUUCGCAGGGCCGUUAGCGUGGAAACUGCUAUCGAACAUAAGAUUGUCAAUGGAUCUGGUGCAGACGAUCCAUUCAAUAAAGCAGAGAUCAAACCAAGGGCUAACAUGAAAUUUGAAUUCCCAAAUCUGAAGUCUUACAAGGAGCUGAAAGCGCUGGCUCCAAAUCUUGAGGGCAUGCUCGAUUUGGAAAGAGUAAUUGUGAUCACAGGCUUUGCCGAGGUUGGUCCUUGGGGAAGUUCUAGAACUCGAUGGGAAAUGGAAGCUUGUGGUGAAUUCUCCUUAGAAGGUUGUAUUGAGAUGGCUUGGAUUAUGGGAUAUAUCAAGUAUUUCAAUGGCUCCAUCAAAGGAAAGCAGUACACUGGCUGGGUUGAUGCGAAAACCAAUCAACCUGUGGAUGAUAAAGAUGUCAAGAAGAAAUAUGAGGAGGACAUUCUAAAACAUUCCGGUAUCAGACUUGUGGAACCAGAACUGUUCCAUGGCUAUGAUCCAAAGAAAAAGAAGUUCAUUCAAGAAGUGGUUGUUCAGCACGAUCUUGAGCCGUUCGAGACCGAUAAAGCUACUGCAGAGCAAUACAAAGCUUGGCACGGGGAUCACGUUGAAUGCUUCCCAAUCGAAGGUGCCGAGGAAUACUCUGUUAGAGUUUUAAAGGGGGCCAAACUUUACAUUCCUAAGGCUCUGAGAUUUGAUAGGCUAGUUGCUGGACAAAUCCCAACUGGGUGGGAUCCUCGCACAUACGGUAUUGAUGAUGACAUCAUUUCACAGGUUGACCCGAUAACACUUUACGUUUUGGUCACGGUCGCCGAGACACUCCUGAGUUCGGGUAUUACUGAUCCAUAUGAGUUUUACAAGUAUGUUCAUGUGUCCGAGGUUGGAAAUUGUUCUGGCUCGGGAAUGGGUGGAGUUUCGGCUCUCAAAGGCAUGUUCAAAGACAGAUUUUUAGACCAACCGGUUCAAAAUGAUAUUCUUCAGGAGUCGUUCAUCAAUACCAUGUCUGCCUGGGUGAACAUGCUUUUGCUAUCCUCGUCUGGCCCAAUAAAAACCCCUGUUGGAGCAUGUGCGACAGCAUUGGAAUCCGUUGAUGUGGGAAUGGAAACGAUUUUAUCAGGAAAGGCGAAAAUUGUGAUUGUGGGUGGCUAUGACGACUUCCAAGAAGAAGGUUCAUAUGAAUUCGCAAAUAUGAAUGCUACUUCCAAUGCAGAUGACGAGUUUGCUCAUGGACGCACGCCUGCUGAUAUGUCCAGACCUACCACCACUAGCAGAAGCGGCUUUAUGGAAGCUCAGGGCUCAGGAUUGCAGAUUUUGAUGACAGCAGAAUUGGCUCUUAAAAUGGGCGUCCCUAUAUAUGGUAUCGUUGCGAUGGCAUCCACGGCAAGUGAUAAAAUUGGAAGAUCUGUGCCUGCACCUGGAAAAGGUAUCCUUACCACUGCUAGAGAGCAUCACGGAGAUUCUAGGUUCACAUCCCCUAAACUGGACAUCAAGUACAGAGCAAGACAGCUCAAAGCAAGAACUUCCCAGAUCAAAACCUGGGUUGAAGACGAAUUAUCUUUGUUAUCGGAAGAAGCCAGCGUUCUUGCAAAGCAGGAUCCCUCCUUUGAUCAAGAAAGGUUCCUGGCUGAACGGGCUGAAGAAAUUCGAAAAGAAGCCAAAUGUCAAAUCAAAGAAGCCCAAAGAAUGUAUGGUAACGAGUUCUGGAAAAACGACCCUCGCAUUGCACCAAUUAGAGGUGCAUUGGCCACAUUCGAUCUAACGAUCGAUGAUUUGGGUGUGUGUUCUUUCCAUGGAACGUCUACUAAAGCAAACGAUAAGAAUGAGACUGCGGCCAUCGAUAAGAUGAUGAGCCAUUUAGGACGUACGGAAGGAAAUCCUGUGUACGGCGUUUUCCAAAAGUAUUUGACUGGGCACCCUAAGGGUGCUGCUGGUGCGUGGAUGCUUAAUGGUGGCUUGCAAAUUUUGCAAACGGGUGUGGUUCCGGGAAACAGAAAUGCCGACAAUGUCGAUAAAGUCCUGGAGAACUAUGAUUAUGUUCUCUUCCCUUCGAGAACAAUAAAGACGGAUGGAAUAAAAGCAGUUUCGGUAACCUCAUUUGGUUUUGGACAGAAAGGUGCUCAAGCGAUUAUUGUGAAUUCUGACUAUCUUUAUGCGGCUCUUUCUGAAAAAGAGUAUCAACAGUACCAAAAGUUGGUCCAAACGAGAUACAAGAAAGCGUACCGUUACAUGCACAAUGCCAUGUUAACAAACUCUCUCUUUGUUGCGAAAACGAAGGCGCCUUACACAGAUGACUUAGAAGAGUCGGUGUAUCUGGAUCCUCUUGCACGUGUUACGGCAACCAAAGAAAAUAAGCUUACUUUCAAAGAAUCUGAAAUUCAGUCUUCUACACUGUCCAAUGGUCUCUCGACAGAAACAGCUGAGCUGCUCAAGAACAUGGCCAGUAGACUGACUGGAGAAAAAGGCGUGGGUGUUGACGUGGAGCUACUCUCCGCCAUCAACAGUGAAAACGAAACGUUUUUGGAAAGGAACUUCACAGAUACUGAGAUCCAAUACUGCGCAUCAUCUUCGUGCCCAAGGGCGUCUUUUGCUGGAACCUGGUCUGCUAAAGAAGCAGUUUUUAAAUCAUUGGGCGUCAAGUCCAAAGGGGCUGGUGCGUCUAUGAAAGAUAUUGAAAUUAUUCGGGAUAUCAACGGAGCUCCAUCAGUCAGACUCCAUGGGGAAGCCAAUGUUGCCGCUUCCGAUCAAGGGGUAAAAGCAAUCAAGGUUUCUAUUUCGCACGAUGAUAUUCAAUCUAUUGCCGUUGCGAUAUCAGAGUUCUGA